Messenger RNA from Drosophila hydei, 1794 nucleotides. RefSeq lists its product as uncharacterized. The record is from RefSeq and is a predicted model, not a curated record. NCBI's taxonomy places the organism in Eukaryota, Metazoa, Arthropoda, Insecta, Diptera, Drosophilidae. Bases 802 to 1602 code for a protein of 266 amino acids. The transcript has 5 exons.
UCGGCAUCUAGUUUCGUUUCAGCUGCUCUCACGAGUGCGUCAACCGGUGGGCAUUCGAUCUCGAGCUGGCUUCAAUUUAUAAAAGCUUCGCCGCAACAACUAAAUAGGAAGCGAGUAAUUACUUGGAUCGUACUAGGGUCUCUGUACGCGCUGUGCAUAUUAGAGUGGCUCAAAAUGUUCAAAUACAAUAUUUCGAGUCGAAAAUUAUCCGAGCUGUGUACUAAAGUGAAUGCUAUUAUGAAAUCGUAGUAAAUGCAACAUAUAUGGACCUAUGUAAAUAUGUAUGAUUCAAGUUCGCCUAUAUGAGUACGUAUGCUACGUACAGGCUUAUAUACAAAUGGGCGUAACAUCGCAUAUUUCAUUUAUGAGUGCCUUCGGCUCGUGCAUCGAAUGCAAAUUAAUUAAUAAAUCGUAUAUUUGCACAAUAGAGAACAUUAGCAAUCAAAUAAACAGUCAAUAAAAAUGUACAAACUGAUAAAUACCUGCGAGCGCAAUUCCCAAUAUUUACCCAAGUGAUUUAAUAAAAAUAAUUUAUUUAAAUACGUUUCUCUUGCACACACUUGUUUCAAGAUAUAUGGGCAACGUUACGCAUGUCAUGUCAUUAUUUAUUUAUUUUCUAUUCUAUCCCCGAAGAUCGCAGUGCUGAAUAUAACAAUAUCUAUAAGUCUACACAGACAAAAGUUCGUUUUGAGAUUAGUAAACUAAAGCGUUAUAUAUUAAAAAGAUAAGAAAAUCAUUUAUUAUUCACUGGAACUAGGAAAAGCUGAAUUCAAUUUGCGUUUGUGAUUUAAUUACUAUAAAAUGACUUUAUACUUAAUUGGACUGUUGUUGCUCGUGCUUACCACAAAUGGCAAAGUGCAACAGGAGUCGAACAGAAUUCGCCGAGAUGCGGAUGGCAAGGAAGAUCCGAAGAGCAGUUUCGAAAAGGAUGACGUCGGCUGGACUAACAUCGAUGCCGAAGUGGACGUAGUGACGCCCAUGGUGCUAGCCCAUCUUCAAAAACUGGGCAUAGCACAUCUCGAGCUGCCAGACAUGAAAGAGAGUAUUUCAAUUAAGCCGUUCUUCAUCACUUACGAGGCCGGGCUACACCUAACUAAUGGAAUCGUUUACAACCUGGCUGGAAUACAAAGACACAACAAUGCAUUCAUGACCUAUGAGGGCAAAUCGUUCCUGAGUAAAUUUUAUUUGAAAAUUAAUAAGCUUCAGUUCGAAUAUAACUUCUUGCUGAAGCUGAUGGCUAUCGAGGGUUACGGAAAGGUAAUUGGCUCAUUGGAUGAUACGAUCAUUUAUGCCGAGCUCGCUGUCAAUGUGAUUAGUUCGAAACUUCAUCUGCACGACUUCCGUAUCAUUGAAUUCAGCAAUAUUCAUGUACAAUUGGAUCAGGCUCGCUUAAUUCGUGAAUUUACUGGACUUAUUUUAAGCCCAAUAACGAAUCUGUUCAAGGAUCGAAUCACAACAUCUAUUGCUGACGGGCUUAAGGCACAAAUGCAAACCGUUAUGGACGAUUUCAACAACGAGGAUCCUUUGGAGCUUCGUAAAUUUACAAAAAAACUCAUUUCCAGUAUAACAGGUUCUUCAGCAGAGUCGACGGAGCAAGGAUAGUUUUACGAACAAUCAUAGAAAGUAACCGGACUGGGAAUAUAAGUUAUUUUAUUUUAUCAUCUAUUAAAUGUGUUUUCAUUUGACUGAAACUCUGUUGACCUGCCUCGACAAGUCUAUCUAAAGAAACCUUUGAAUAGUUUACUCCUUCCUUCCCGGCUCAAUCGAGUUUUGUGUUAAAAUAAAAUUGAUUUG